This is a messenger RNA of Plutella xylostella (diamondback moth), 2791 nucleotides long. The record is from RefSeq and is a predicted model, not a curated record. NCBI's taxonomy places the organism in Eukaryota, Metazoa, Arthropoda, Insecta, Lepidoptera, Plutellidae.
AACCCUGGCGAAUAGCUGUCUACGAAACAGCUGCUUAGUUUUAAAUAUUUUUUAUUGAUUAAAUACUAGUUAAUUAGCUUAAAAUUAGUGUGAUUGUAUCGAUGUAUUUAAAAUAAGUGUGUAACAAGUGAAGUUUGAGCCUCAAGACAAGUUUUUAACCAAAUUGAUGAGGUUGAAAUUGGAACCACCUAUAACCUGUCAAACUUCAAAUUUCCAACGAAUUAUCAGGCGAGUAUUGUGUAAAAUUAUCUAGUUUUCCCUCCCUUUAGCCUUUAUACUUAGUUUAAAUUAAGAUAUUCUAACUUUCUUUGCCGUUUUACUUUCCUUUUCUUUCUAAUAAGUAGGUAUUUAACUUAGUUUUUUAGUUAUUUUUAUUUCUCUUCUCAAUCUCAUCUUUACUAUUUAAAACCUAGUAAGUAACUUAGUUUAUCCUAAACUAAACUGUAGUCUCCCUGUCCCGUCUCAUUGUUUAAUUUCAAAUUUUACCACAAUACAUAGGAUCAAAUUGUUCAAACAACAUUUUAUAAGUAAACUUUUUAUUUAGAAAUAUUCCCUUCUAACAUUACCUGCUCCCCAUCCCUGUAGUCUAGUAGGUAGUCCUGGUUUAGGAGUUUAGGAAUAGGGAAUUAAAUCCUUCUAUGACUUGUGUGCUCGGUUCACUUGACUUAUAUGUGGAAGUGAAUUUGAAUGCCUGUACUUGUUACAUAGAUAACUAACAAAACAUCCUUUUAUUAGACUAGUCAACAAAAUAACUAAAUUAGGUAUUUUUAGCUUACUCAAAGUAUUAUAUUAUUAUUUAGAAAAUAAUAACAAUUCAUUAGUGAAAAUCAGUUACAAUUUGAAUUCUACUACUACCAAAUUGCUUAUAAAUUAUCAGUAACUUCAUGAAUAAACAUUUGUUCUGUAACUAAAACCCUGAAAAAUAAGCCCUAUCUGGUGCUCUGACUAUUCACCCCAUAUCCUAUACCGAUAUACUACCGUAGCACCCCGUGUUUUUUCAGACAAAACCAAGAUGAUGUCCCGAAGCAAGGCACAUACCCGUGACCUGGAACUCCGGCUGAGGACAGCCCUGGAGGACCUCAAAGCAUCCCGUGAACUGACCGACCAACUCAUGAAGGAACGGGAUGAAAAUGAAAUGGAAUUUGAGUGCAUCUUAAAAAAGAACACAGUGCUAAAAAACCAAUUAGUAGAACAGGAUAUCCAGUACCAAGAUCUGCAAGGCAAGUGUGAUGAGCUCAAUGGUCUACUGAGGUCAUACCAGCAGUGCCAGAACAUCCAUGAAGCUACUCUGUCGCAAAUCCACAGCCUGGAACAACAGCUGGCUGAGGCCAACGGAGAGCUCCAAAGACGGAAUGAAGAGCAAGAGCGGGAUGAAAAUGAUAAAACCAUCGCUUUGUAUGAGGAACUGAUCAACUCACAAUGUAAAGCAGUACCUACCAUAGACCUCACUACACCUUGCAAAGAACCCUGCGAACACAAAGUGACACCCAAGAUUAUCGGUGCGAAUAAACUGAAAAAAUACUGUAAAAUCAACAGAUCUAUAAAGAGAUGUCAACAUACUUUGAGAAAGUUACAAAAACCAAUGAAAUCUAUAAAAGAAGAAAAUGUUAGACUUGGACUACUGGUCCAUAAGUAUGAGAAGGAUAUUUUAGUCCAUAGGCAGGACCUUUCGGAAUGCAACAGCUACUACGAGAUGAACAUGGCAAUGUUGCAGCGCAGACUGGUCAACUUAGAGUCUGCCCUAAAUAGUACCUGUACGCCAUACUCUGGGGAUAAAACCACCAGUCCCCAGAUGUCGGCACCUCUUUCGGGGUUCAACCAGAGUGCUUCACCUGAACAGCACCAGCAGCCAGCAGACAGUGUCCUACCAACUGACACUCAGCUACAUCAGCUGCCAUCUGCCUGCCCCCCUGAUGAGAUUCAGCCACCUACUACAACCUGCAACAACGAGCCCGCCGUCGCGACGAGUAGUGUCCUACUAACUGACACUCAGCUGCCACCAGCCUGCACUCUUCAUGUGAACGAGCCAGCUAGUACAGCCUGCAACGACGAGCCAGCUACUACAGUCUGCAACGACGAGCCAGCCGUCCCGACGAGCAGCCCGUCACCGUGCGACCGGUCCGAGAUUGCCCUGUCUUCAACACCGAGUACCUGCCUGCUUCGAGAAGCUCCUAAUGAGACAAUUGUCUUCUCAGAUAAGCUAGGUAGCAAAAUGGGUCACAUGUUAAAUGACUAUCUUAAACAAAAAGUCAUUAAUAUGUGUAUGCCAGGGGCUUCUUAUAACCAAAUUGUAGAUAGAAUUUUGUCAGGAAAAUACAGUGCAAACACUACAUUAGUAUUGUUAAUUGGAAACAGCUUAGAUGUGACAGAAAAUGACUUAAUAAGAUGCUAUGACGCCCUUUCUACCAUGGAAAUCAAGAAAACGAUAAUCUGUGCCUUUCACUAUUCCGCUUCACGGUCUCAUAAGCAGAACACUCAGAUACAUGAGUUAAAUAUGUUGAUAUUUAACAUGACAUUUGGUCAUAGGGAACAGAUGAUGUAUUUCGAUACAAAUAAAUUUAUUCACAAUUUUAUUUUGACCAAGAGUACAUUAUUUGUACCUAAGUUUUAUAAGCGACAGAUAGCUAAAUUGUUAGCUUACAAUAUUUAUGACCCUGUUAUAAGUAGUAUAACAGAAGUAGGACCAACUGAUACGAUAGUUAGUAGUAAUACUAAUGUAAAUUUAAACUGCCAUGCACGACAAGAGAUGAGCAACUGAGAGUUGUACACCAGAAUAUUCAGGGGCUUUCUC